Messenger RNA from Stegastes partitus (bicolor damselfish), 1433 nucleotides. It is a transcript of the gene pcid2, whose product is annotated as PCI domain containing 2. Gene Ontology annotation, biological process: post-transcriptional tethering of RNA polymerase II gene DNA at nuclear periphery; poly(A)+ mRNA export from nucleus; transcription elongation by RNA polymerase II. Gene Ontology annotation, molecular function: double-stranded DNA binding; RNA binding. The transcript is spliced from 15 exons. Gene Ontology annotation, cellular component: transcription export complex 2. Lineage: Eukaryota; Metazoa; Chordata; Actinopteri; Pomacentridae. The record is from RefSeq and is a predicted model, not a curated record.
GUCCGUCGGUGAAGCGGUCCGGGUGUGUGAGCGAACUGAAGCCGACGUUGGACGCGUUUCUGCUCAGAUCUGCGUGUUGAAGCUUUAAUAACCGACACUUCCUGGAGGAACACCUGGGCAGGUGGAGGAACUGUCUGCUCAUGGCUCACAUCACCAUCAACCAGUACCUGCAGCAGAUCUACGAGGCCAUCGAUAACCACGAGGGUUCCUUCUGCGCUGAGCUCCUGUCCUUCAAACACCCGCACGUGGCCAACCCCCGCCUCCAGCUGGCGAGUCCAGAGGAGAAAUGUCAGCAGGUUCUGGAGCCGCCGUAUGACGAGAUGGUGGCGGCUCACCUCAGGUGCACGUACGCGGUGGCCAAUCACGACUUCGUUGAGGCCUACAAGUUCCAGACGCUCGUCGUUCAGUCCUUCCUCAGAGCCUUCCAGUCCCACAAGGAGGAGAACUGGGCGCUGCCGGUGAUGUUCGCCGUCACUCUGGAUCUGAGGAUCUUCGCCAACAACGCUGAGCAGCAGCUGCAGCAGAAGGCUAAAGGUCAACCAGGAGAGAUGCUGGAGAAAGCAGCCGAACGCUGUAACUCUCUGUGACGUUGUCUCUGCAGUCGAGCAGGAAUCGAGGACUCUAAGAAGUGGGGGAUGAUGUUUCUGAGCAACCAGCUCUUCAAGAUUUACUUCAAGAUCAAUAAGCUGCACCUGUGUAAGCCUCUGAUCAGAGCCAUCGACAGCUCCAACCUGAAGAACGACUACAGUCCUGCUCAGAAGGUCACCUACAAGUACUACGUGGGCCGCAAGGCCAUGUUCGACAGCGACUUCAAGCCAGCUGAAGAGUUUCUGUCCUUCGCCUUCCAUCACUGUCAUCGAUCGAGUCAGAAGAACAAGAGGAUGAUCCUGAUUUACCUGCUACCAGUCAAGAUGCUGCUGGGUCACAUGCCGACGCCUCAGCUCCUCAGGAAGUACGACCUCAUGCAGUUCGCUGACGUCACCAAGGCUGUGAGUGAAGGAAACCUGCUGCUGCUCAAUGAAGCUCUGAACAAACACGAGACGUUUUUCAUCCGCUGCGGCAUUUUCCUGAUUCUGGAGAAGCUGAAGAUCAUCACCUACAGGAACCUGUUCAAGAAAGUGUACCUCCUGCUGAGGACCCACCAGCUGCCUCUGGACGCCUUCCUGGUGGCUCUGAAGAUGAUGCAGGUGGAGGACGUGGACAUCGACGAGGUGCAGUGCAUCCUGGCCAACCUGAUCUACAUGGGCCACAUUAAAGGCUACAUCUCCCAGCAGCACCAGAAGCUGGUGGUCAGUAAACAGAACCCGUUUCCUGCUCUGUCCUCUGUCUCCUGAACCACGUUACCCACGAUGCCGCGGGGCGGCUGCUCACUUGGAGCUCCUGUCCUCUUUUUUUCUACUGUGACUGUUGAAUAAAACUUGUGCUGGUUUGUA